AUGGCUAAGGUACUGCAGGCGAAUCUACAACGAUGCAGAACAUCGCUCGAUCUACUUCUGGCACGGAGAAAAGACUGCAGAAUAGAUAUUGUUCUGGUUUCAGAACAAUACCAUUCAGAGUCCGGACCACAUUGGUUCUGUGACCCAUCGGGCACAGCGGCAAUUUGGAUUCCGGACCUGGGGUCUGGGUUUGUAAAAGAUAGUGGAUCCAGAGAUGGUAUUGUAUGGGUAGUUACGCCCGCGAUCACCUUCGUGUUGUGCUAUUUCACACCCAAUGAGCCUAUUGCGGCCUUUCGAAGGAGAGUGAAUGAACUCGAAAGAGUCAUUCGCAAUCUUGAGGAAGAAGUCGUGGUAGGUGGUGAUUUCAAUGCGAAAUCUACCAAUUGGGGGAUGGAAUGGACCGACACGCGUGGGUCUGCACUCUUAGACAUGAUGGCAGGUUUUGAUCUUGUCAUUAUGAACAAGGGAAACACGGUAACUUUCCGGAGAGUUGGUACACGUGGGUCUAUUGUAGAUCUUACAUUUGCUACUCAACGGAUAGCUGCUGUGAUCUCGGACUGGGCCGUUCUUGAGGAGUUUACAGCAAGCGAUCACCAAUACAUCUCGUAUACGGUCCACGAUCUACGGGGGAACCCUGCGAUAGUGUACCAGCGUUCAAUGAAGUGGGUGGGUUGGAAAGUUUCUGGGCUGGAUGAGGGUGCUUUACAAAAAGCGGUCUCUGACAGGGUCGAGGCUUUUCUUCCUCUGCCUGCUGAGACGCGCGAAGAUGUGGAGAUGAUUGUUGACCGUACGAUGAAAGCUUUCGUCUCAGGCUGCGACGCUGCUAUGCCUCGACGUUCCGCAAGCUCACACAGGAAGCCAGCUUACUGGUGGACUGGUGAGAUUGAGCUGCUCAGGGCUGAGUGUUUGCGUCUUUGGAGGCAAGCACUCAGGACGCGAAAGCGUGAUACUGGGCAGCAGAAAAACGAAGAGUAUAAGGCGGCGAAGAAGCGACUGGUCAUGGCGAUCAAGGAAAGCAAAGGGAGAGGCUGGAAGGCGGUCUGCGAAAAAGUAGAAAAUGAUCUAUAA
Messenger RNA from Microplitis demolitor, 1068 nucleotides. RefSeq lists its product as uncharacterized. The record is from RefSeq and is a predicted model, not a curated record. The transcript has a single exon. The coding region runs from base 1 to 1068 and encodes 355 amino acids. NCBI's taxonomy places the organism in Eukaryota, Metazoa, Arthropoda, Insecta, Hymenoptera, Braconidae. Gene Ontology annotation, molecular function: catalytic activity.